Messenger RNA from Macrosiphum euphorbiae (potato aphid), 801 nucleotides. The record is from the annotation of a GenBank genome assembly. Lineage: Eukaryota; Metazoa; Arthropoda; Insecta; Hemiptera; Aphididae.
AUGUCUGUGUUAUUGAGCAGUAUUCAGCGAGCUACAGAAUGGAUAGAACAAAAUACUGAUCCUCUUGUUAAAGAUCUUUGGUUUAUGGGAUCAAUAUGGCCAGUUACGAUUGUAGUGAUUGCAUAUUUGUACUUUGUUCUUAAACUUGGACCGGAAUUCAUGAAGUUUCGUAACCCUUUCAACAUUGACCGCAUUGUUAUGAUUUAUAAUGCUAUACAAGUUAUAUUUUCUUUGUACUUGGUGAAAGAGGCAUUUAGACUGGUGUGGCUGCGAAACGAUUACCGAUUCUAUUGCAUUGAAAGAAAUAAAGAGGAUCCUGAUAUAGCAAACCAACAAGUAUAUACAGUUUGGCUGUUCCUCAUUAGUAAAUUUCUGGACCUCCUAGACACAGUUUUUUUUGUACUAAGAAAAAAACAAAGUCAAAUAACGUUUUUACAUGUUUACCAUCAUACUUUGGUUAUAACAUUCGGCUGGUAUUUAACUAAUUUUUAUCCAGGAGGACAAGUCGCAUUCUUUGGUACCAUUAAUGCAUUUGUGCAUGUUAUAAUGUAUAGCUACUACUUUUUGACUGUAAUAAACCCAGAAUACAAAAAAGCCUGGUGGAAAAAAUAUUUAACGACUAUACAACUGGUGCAAUUCGUCAUUACUGGACUACAUGCAUUUAUUACGCUAUUUGAGCCUGACUGCGAUUUCCCAAGAUUCAUAAUGAUAUUAGCAAUUCCACAAGAUAUAUUUAUGUUCAUUUUAUUCUGGGACUUUUAUAAAAAAGCAUACAUUAAACCAAAGAAGAUUAAACAAUGA